GCUCACUUCUUCGGUUACUCGCAGUCGCCAUUGCCGUGCAAGCAAUUACUUCCCCGUCCCCUACCCACCCUCCCAGCCACGCGCAGAUCAAUGGAGAGGCAGAGGAGCCCCUUCUCCUGCUCCUGGUCGUACCACUGCCACCUGCUGAGCCCAAAGAGCCUCUUCCUCGCUUCCUUCGCCUCCUUAUCCCUCCUCUUCUCUUUUCUCUUGGCCUUCCGCCAUGGCCGCUCGCUCCACCUUCCCUUUGCGCUCGCCGCAGCCCCGGCGCCGGUUCUCGUGGGCGGUGGGGGUUACUGGGGCGACCCAGCGGCGGUGGAGGUUGAAGAGGCGGUUCUCGGGCUCAGGAGAGGGGAAUCGGCCGCGGAGGGAGCCCGCACCGCUGUUCCCGGAGACUUGUCGGUGCGCGGCGUGGGCUCGGUAACGCAGGCGCAGGAAGCUGUUACUCCAGGAGGGAAUGGCAGAGCACCCUCGAAUGGUGAGGUUUUCAAAGAGCAAAAGAUCGUGGAAGCUGGAAACCACUCUUUUGGUUUUGGAGGCUUGGAUUCGGCUGUGGAGGAGGUGAAGGAAGCUGCUCCUGAAGGUGGAGGUGGCGAGAGGUUGUCAGAAGAUUCGAUUUCAGAGAGACCAGUCAUAGCAGAAGGCAAGAAUCUUAGCAAAGAAGUUCUUGGUUCGCCAACUGCAUCAGCAGAGAAAUCGGAGGGAACGGGGUCUGCGCGAGCUGUCAAUUUCUCCAUACAAGCUUCAGGUCCCUUAAAGGGGUCGAAAGGCGAAUUCUUGCAAGAUGGACAUGUUGACGGUAGGGCUAUUUCCUCUGUGCAUGGAGCUUAUGCUUCUGAACAAGGGGAACGAUGGGAAAGCUCAGAUCGUUCAACAGUGAAGUACAAACCAGGAGCAGCUCCAGUGAAUCCAACUAAACAAGAACCUAAUCCGAAUCCAGAAAUGGCUGCGAGCAAAAUUGGUUUGGCGCAAAGCAAUGCUGCAAACUGUGAUGUUUCUGAUGGGAGUUGGGUGUUUGACGAGAGCUAUCCAGUCUACGCGAGCAAUGUGUGCCCAUUUAUAGAUGAAGGAUUCAGCUGUGAAGCUAAUGGGAGAGUGGACCAAAGCUAUAUGAAGCUCAGGUGGCAACCUAAGCAUUGCAGCAUUCCAAGGUUUGAUGCUAGGAAAAUGCUUGAGAUGCUGCGAGGAAAGCGACUAGUGUUUGUUGGAGAUUCCAUUAACAGGAACCAAUGGGAAUCCAUGAUGUGCUUGCUGAGUACGGAAAUCUCAGAUCCUGCAAGGAUUCAUGAAACUCGUGGCCGCAAGAUUAAGAGAGAGAAACGAUAUUACAACUUCGUGUUCUUGGACUAUAAUUGCAGUGUAGAGUAUCAUGCCACACAUUUCUUGGUGCAUGAAGCCAAGGCAAGAAUGGGCCAGAAGGGCACAAUGACGCUAUGGAUCGAUACCAUAGAUCGGAGCUCAUCAAGAUGGAAAGGUGCUGAUGUGCUUGUGUUCAACUCUGCUCAUUGGUGGUCACGUCACAAAACAAAUGAUGGAGUGAAUUUCUAUCAAGAAGGAGAUCAUGUUCACCCAUAUCUUGAUGCCUCCACAGCUUUCCAAAGAGCACUAACGACAUGGGCAUUGUGGGUUGACCGCUACAUCAAUCCACAGCGAACUCGAGUGUUCUUCCGAAGCACAUCGCCGUCACAUUUCAGCGGAGGAGAGUGGAAUUCAGGGGGACACUGCAGAGAGAGCACACUAGGCCCUAAUGACAGCCGUCUAUGGCCAAUGCCUGAGAUAAACGUGAUGCUGGAACAAGUCUCUAAGCAAAUGAAGAAUCCUGUGACAAUUCUGAACAUCACUGAUCUAUCCAGGCUAAGAAUGGAUGGUCACCCAUCUGUUUAUCGACGGAAGGGAGUAGAUUUAACAGCAUCGAGUGCCCAGGACUGCAGCCACUGGUGCCUUCCUGGAGUCCCAGACACAUGGAAUGAGCUGCUGUUCUACCAUCUAGUGUCCUCACGAGAAUAGGACAGUAACAAGGUGGUGAUCACAGUCUUUUUCCUUUUCUGGAUAAGCUCUUAUAUGUUUUUUCCUCGGUAAAUGUAAGUUGAUUCAUUGACUGUAAAUAGAGAGCAAUUGGUUGGAUACCAUAUAUAGUUCCAUAAAUAUUCCUAAUCAAUUACCAAAGGAGUUUUUA
Molecule: messenger RNA, 2173 nt
Organism: Sorghum bicolor (sorghum)
Lineage: Eukaryota; Viridiplantae; Streptophyta; Magnoliopsida; Poales; Poaceae
Product: protein trichome birefringence-like 6
Exons: 5
Coding region: 91-2004 (637 amino acids)
Cellular component (GO): Golgi apparatus
Molecular function (GO): O-acetyltransferase activity
Source: RefSeq, a predicted model, not a curated record